Echinops telfairi (small Madagascar hedgehog) is the source of this 603-nucleotide messenger RNA. RefSeq names its product cytosolic 5'-nucleotidase 3A-like. Gene Ontology annotation, molecular function: magnesium ion binding; 5'-nucleotidase activity. Gene Ontology annotation, cellular component: cytoplasm. Lineage: Eukaryota; Metazoa; Chordata; Mammalia; Afrosoricida; Tenrecidae. The transcript has a single exon. The record is from RefSeq and is a predicted model, not a curated record. The coding region runs from base 1 to 603 and encodes 200 amino acids.
AUGCCAGAAUUCCAGAAAAGUUCUGUUCACAUCAAGAGCCUUACAAGAGUAAAAGAAACUAUCUGUGGUCUUAUGAAAGGAGGAGCUGCUAAACUUCAGAUAAUAACAGACUUUGAUAUGACACUAAGUCGAUUUUCCUACACAGGGAAGAGAUGCCCAAUGUGUCCUAAUGUCAUUGAAAACUGUAAACUGGUUACAGAUGAAUAUUGUAAAAAGUUUUUGCAACUGAAGGAAAAAUACUGUGCUAUAGAAGUUGAUCCUGUUCUAACUUUAGAUGAAAGGUAUCCGUAUAUGGGCGAAUGGUAUACUAAGGCGCAUGGUUUGCUUAUUGAACAAGCGUUACCAAAAACUAAACUUAAAGAGAUUGUGGAAGAGUCUGUCCUUAUGCUCAAGGAAGGGUAUGAAGAUUUCUUCAGUAAGCUACAGCAACAGUGUCUCUUGUUCAUAUUUUCUGCUGGGAUUGGCAAUAUCCUAGUGGAGGUUAUCAAUCAAGCCGGUGUUUAUCAUCCAAAUAUCAAAGUAUUGUCUAAUUUCAUGGAUUUUUAUGAGAAUGGGGUGCUGAAAGGAUUUAAAGGAGAAUUAAUUCAUGCAUUUAACCUCUGA